Messenger RNA from Symsagittifera roscoffensis, 1696 nucleotides. RefSeq lists its product as uncharacterized. The transcript is spliced from 7 exons. The record is from RefSeq and is a predicted model, not a curated record. NCBI's taxonomy places the organism in Eukaryota, Metazoa, Xenacoelomorpha, Acoela, Convolutidae. Bases 276 to 1463 code for a protein of 395 amino acids.
GUGCAUUUGGAGAUACUAAAUUUCAAAAAAAAUCUGCAUACUAAAUUUUUUAAAUAUAUUUUCAUUUAUACUCGCCAUUGAUACAAAAUUUUAUAGAUCAACAAUGAAUUGAAAACUGCGUUUUUUGAACAGAAAAUCAGCAUUUGAAGUAAUUAUUUAUUCUUCUUUAACCAACUCCGACUAAUUUAAAUACGCAAAACUUUAUAGUUGGUUAUAUAAAGAUCACGAAUAAAACAAUAGAAUAUAAUGAUUAAUAAAAAACAAAACUAACUGAAAUGGAAUCGAAGCAAAUCUUCAGUUGGGUUUUGAGAGCUGUGGCCAUCAUCAUAUGUGUGGGUGCAGUGUUAUUGUGUGUAGUGUCAGCACUUUUGUCCAUUCUCAAACUGGUCCAGACUUACAACACUCCGGCUAGCCGAUAUGUCCAGAAGACUCUAACUGGCUACCACAUUGCACCGGGCAUAGUGUUUGCUGGUAAAGACCUAUCGCUACACAAGUGUGAGAAGUUUAACUUCACUUCUCUGGACAUAGACGCGCUUGGCAAAGUGUCCAUGUGUAAUCCUAUCCAGUUCACCAUCCACUCAACCAGUGCUCCCGGAGACCAGGCACUGAUGGCUAACAUGCCAGCCAUGCUCCAGGAGCUGGAUGGUGAUCUGACUUUUCUGCUGCUGAAGGGUCCGAAAGAUUGGUCAAACAAGGAGACGAUGAGCUUCCAUCUCUCCAUUCCCACCAGCAUCUCUGGAGUAUGGGCCGUCAUCCACCCGGACUAUGAAGAAAUCAAAGAUCGGUUCACAGUGGCGAGCAACAGUGCGUCUUCGGUGGAACAGAGGUGGGAGGUGGCCAGAGAUUUGUUGAGUGAGUUCUCUGCCAACUUCGUCACCCCCAACUACCAGGCCUUCUACCUCAUGUCCAAACGCAUCUUCAAGAAGUUCGGGGUGGUCGAGGCGGUCAGAGUCGACAUGGAGAUAGCGAUUCUGGAUCAGAAUGAGACUGCGUUGGACUUGGGACUUCCGGAUGGGCGAGAGGGGGACCAGUAUGAGCAUCUGGAACUGUACUACCAGUGGAAGGACGGAAACUACAUGGAAGGCGACAAGUUCGUGGCCGCCAAUAUUUGGACCAUAGUGACCAUACUUAUCUCGUCCAUGCUCAUGUUCGAGAGGGCAUACAACACUCUGAUGAAGGCUUGGGGCAUGUCUAAGCCAGCCAAGAAGGCCGAGGACAAAAAUAAAGACAAAGAGAAAGAAGAAGACAAGGAAGGCAACGAUGAAGAGUUUGGUGCCCCUCCGGAUAGAGCCAGAUCAGAUUCCUCCCUGGACUCGAAAGAGGGAAGCAGAAAGGGAAUACUCUCCUCCUCCGCCUCCUCUGCCCACUCCGGCAGGGGGCGUGAACACUCAGUCGUGUUCAAGGACGACGAAGAAGUAGGGGGAACGGAUAACUUCGCCUAUGAUGAUGUUGAACUAGCGUAGAUUAACCUCCACUGAACUCUGAAGAUUUUAUUUCAUGUCAAAAAAACUAGUGUUGCGCCAAAAGCUCAAAUUAUAAGAACAGUUCAUGAAUUUUCUUCAAAAUUUUUUUUGACAAACACGUAAAUUUGUCAACAUAACCGGCCCGAGGUUAAAGAAUGCAUGCCUUUUUAUAUAAAUUAACAAACCAACAAACAAGAUUAAGUCAAUUCAGGCUGGCUUCUGAAAAUUGUGAA